AUUGCCAACUAGUCGAUGGCAGAGCUGGUUAGUGCAGACGCCUUCUUCGAGGAGCUGAAUCGGCUGGCCGAGAGGGGUGAAGCAGGAGAAAAGACGCCAAAUGACUUUUACUUCCAAUGCGCGGGAAGAUCGAACAGCUUCGUCGUUCACCAGGCGAGGCAGGCCUUCGACGCUGGGUUUGCCGAGCACGUCCCCGUAUACGCUUCGAUUUUGCCGGAGCCGACGCUCUCGACGUUCGAGCCGGAGGAGGAGUUGAGGGAGAUGAUAGACUUUUCCGCGGACGAGCAGGUGCUUUUGCCGUUAGAAGAGCAAAUAGGCGAGGUGGGCAUUGAUUACACCAGUUUGUGCGACGUGAGCGUGAGUCGUGCGUCGAGGGAGUUCGACAUUGUUUACGACUAUCGCACAGGUGAAAUAUUGGAGUUUAGGGACUUGGAGUUGCCGUUGGAGGCCAGUUUCGUGGACCUGCCGGUAGAGGACUGGUUUCGAGACCGGGAGUUGGCGUUGGAAAGAGACGAAGAGGCGUCCGGGGAGGUCGAGUCGGAGAAAGAGGACGGUUCGACGUCCCGUAGGCGAGUAAAGAUGGAAAAGUUGUUCGAUUUGUCCAAGCAGAGCUUGAUGCUGCCAAAGAUGGGGUUUGGUAUUUGCUACGACGGUGACGAGGGGACGCCGACAAUUCUGGGAGGCGAGGACGUCGGCGCGGAGGAAGCCGCGCAGAGCGAGACGAAGUCAGCCGAGAGGAAGAAGUCGUUCGACACGAUUUAUCAGGAGAGGCAGGAAGAGAAGGCGAGGCAGGAGGCGGCACUGGAGAAGAUCAGGGGAAUUUUACGGGAAGGCGCAGAAAAGCUGGACGGGGGCGAUGAGCAGGAGAAGGGGUCUCCGAGUGUGGUGAUACGCGAUCUGUCUCGCGUGUGUAAGAAUAACAACAACAACAACAAUAGAAGUGAAGAGAUGAAGGUGUUAGAGGAGGAAGAGGAAUUUCUUCAGAACUUGAAGCAGGAGGAGAUAGCGGCGCCCUUAGAAUGGCUGUCGUUGAUGCAGAAGAAGGCAACUAAGGAGAAAUCAAGUUGGGCAGUGAUGACUCGAAUGGAAAACAUUUUGGUCGAUUGGCAGGAAUUGGUGCCUGAGCCCGCAAUCAUUUAUCCGUUCGAGAUGGAUGAGUUCCAGAAGGAGGCGGCGUACCACCUGGAAAACGGAGAGUCAGUCUUCAUCGCCGCACAUACGUCUGCCGGGAAGACGGUGGUGGCCGAGUACGCCAUUGCCCUGACAAUGAAGCACAUGACUCGCGCGAUCUAUACCUCGCCCAUCAAGGCGCUGAGCAACCAGAAGUACCGGGACUUCAUGUACGUCUUCGGCGAUGAUGUGGGCAUUGUGACCGGGGAUGUCAGCGUGCGAAGCGAGGCGUCCUGUCUGGUCGUGACGGUGGAAAUCCUGCGAUCGAUGCUGUACAAGGGCGCGGACUUGGUCCGGGACGUAGAGUGGGUCAUCUUCGACGAAGUUCACUACGUGAACGACCUUGAGCGCGGAGUCGUCUGGGAAGAGACGAUCAUCAUGUUGCCAGAUCACAUCAACCUGAUCUUCUUGUCAGCCACCGUGCCAAACACGUUCGAAUUCGCCGACUGGGUCGGGAGGACCAAGAAGAAACCAAUCUACGUGAUCACGACCGACCGCCGCCCUGUUCCCCUUGAACACUAUCUGUACUUCGACAAAAACCUGCACAAAAUCGCAGACGCGAAUGGCUACCUGCCAGACGGGUACAAAGCCGCGGCGAAGGUCUGCGCCGAGCGAAACGACAGCAAACCGAACGUCGCCUUCCGACAAUCCUGGCAACAAGAACGAGGCGGAUGGUGCGCGAUCGUGCAGAUGCUCAAAAAGAAGCAGCUCCUACCCGCUGUGACGUUCGUUCUGUCGAGGAAGAAGUGCAUGUUUCUGGCCGGCUGCUUGGCCAGCGUGGACCUGACGGUCGACGGCGAAAAGCAAGAAACCAUUCGGUUCAUACGAAAAUGUCUGAAGCGCCUCAAGGGCGCCGACAGUCAACUUCCACAAGUGCUCAUCCUGAACGAGAUGCUGCAGCGCGGCAUAGGCGUCCACCACAGCGGACUGCUGCCCAUCAUCAAAGAAAUGGUCGAAAUUCUGUUCUCCAGGGGUCUGGUCAAAAUUCUGUUCGCCACGGAAACAUUCGCAAUGGGCGUCAACAUGCCAGCCAGAACAGUCCUGUUCAGCAGCAUUCGCAAGAACGACGGCCAACAAUUCAGAGAUCUCUAUCCCGGUGAAUACAUCCAAAUGUCCGGACGUGCCGGCCGCCGCGGCUCGGAUACCGUGGGCACCGUAAUCAUCGUCUGCGAUAACCAACUGCCAGAACCCACCUCCCUUCGCCGAAUGAUCAGCGGACGAGCCACCAAGCUCGAAUCGCAAUUCCGAAUAACGUAUAACAUGAUCCUCAACGUGCUCAAAAUGGGCGACGGAUUCCGCAUCGAAGAUAUGAUCAAGCGCUCGUUCUUCGAAUCCUACAACCAAAAAGACUCCAGCAAUUACCAAGAGCGCCUAAAGCGAAUCCGGUCCAAAAUCGACAACACGCCUCCUCUGAUCUGCAAACUCGGAUAUGGCGACCCUGCGCCCAUGGUCGAAUACUACGAACUGACCGAGGCGCGGCACCAGCUAAACAAGCAAAUACAGGCGUGGCUAAUACAGUCCAACUACUUCAAGGAAAUGCUGUGUCCGGGCAGAGUCGUAGUCAUAUCAAACCAUCAUUCCUUGCCGAGAAACGCGCUGGGCGUCAUCGUCCGCACCCUCGGAGAAGUCAAGUUCUGUCGAGAACUCGACCUGAACGACGAAGCCGGGCUAUCUCAAACAAUCAGGGUCCUGGCGCUCACCGGCUGUCCGAGCAGAGACCUGUCCAAGCAAUAUAGGCUUGUCACCAUUAGAGUCACCGCCGGCAACCUGGAACUCGUCACGCAAAGAAAAUUCAAAAAGAUCGACCCCGAGCUGAUCGACGUAAUAGGCAGGGAGAGCUACAUCAAGGACAUCGUCAACGAGCUCACCGCCAUCUCCAUCGAGUGCAUGCCGGGACUGCCGGAACCUCUGAAUUUCAGCAAAACCUCUAAAAUCAAAAGUCCAGACUUUGUCGAACUGACUGUCAAACUUCAAAGCGUAGAAGAUUCGAUGCUCCAAAACCCCUGCCACCACUGCAAGCACAGGACCGCGCAGUAUAAGGCGCAGCAAUCAAUCGUCCGAAUGCAUGAAUAUGCCUAUGCGUUGGAAUACAUUCUCUCGGACACCAACCUACUAAUGUUUUCCGAGUACGAGGCCCGCAUAAAAGUCCUGAAAAAGCUCAACUAUAUAGACAAGGACGGAUUCGUCCAAAUCAAAGGGCGAGUCGCUCGAGAAUUGAAUAGCUGCGAUGAGCUGGUCGCCACCGAGCUCAUCUUCGAUAACGUGUUGACCGACUUGACGCCAGCCGAGACGGCCGCAAUAUUGUCUUCACUGGUAUUCGAGCAAAAGACAACCGUUGAUCCUAUUAUGCCAACCGCCAACUUGAUCACGGCCAAAAACAAACUUUUCACUUUGGCGCGCGAACUCACCGAAAUCGAGAUCGACUGCGGAUUGGCCAUCCAGGUGCAUGACUACAAAAAGAGAAUCAACAUAGGCCUCAUCGAAGUCGUUUAUAACUGGGCCCAGAACAAGCCUUUCCAAGACAUCCUCAAACUCACCGACGUCCUCGAAGGAAACAUCGUCAGAACCAUCGUCCGGCUCGACGAGACGUGCCGAGACUUCAAAAGCGCUUCGAGGAUUAUCGGCGAUGUCGAUCUGUGCGCCAAAAUAGAAGAGGCAUCCAACUUGAUCAAACAUGGCAUCGUGUUUGCAAACUCACUUUAUUUGACCGAACACCAACAGUCAAACUUCGAUGGAUCAGCCAGCGCGGACUGAACGCCACGGGCGUAUCACUCACCUUCUCAGUUCAAGCCGCUGCACGCCCGUCUAUCUCACCCCCUGGUCAUACCACAAACGAGGUAGAGCGAGAGAAGUCAUCUCUAUAUCUAGUCCGGCUGUCUUUUAGAGCGUAACACAAACUAUGAGAUCCGCGUGAAUAAACCGAACUGAAUGCUGUAAA
This is a messenger RNA of Schistocerca gregaria, 4108 nucleotides long. RefSeq lists its product as uncharacterized. Lineage: Eukaryota; Metazoa; Arthropoda; Insecta; Orthoptera; Acrididae. The transcript has 4 exons. Gene Ontology annotation, cellular component: Ski complex. The coding region runs from base 16 to 3924 and encodes 1302 amino acids. The record is from RefSeq and is a predicted model, not a curated record. Gene Ontology annotation, molecular function: RNA helicase activity; ATP binding; RNA binding. Gene Ontology annotation, biological process: nuclear-transcribed mRNA catabolic process, 3'-5' exonucleolytic nonsense-mediated decay.